This is a messenger RNA of Galendromus occidentalis (western predatory mite), 726 nucleotides long. It is a transcript of the gene baf, whose product is annotated as barrier to autointegration factor. The coding region runs from base 158 to 430 and encodes 90 amino acids. The record is from RefSeq and is a predicted model, not a curated record. Gene Ontology annotation, cellular component: condensed chromosome; nucleus. Lineage: Eukaryota; Metazoa; Arthropoda; Arachnida; Mesostigmata; Phytoseiidae. Gene Ontology annotation, molecular function: DNA binding. The transcript is spliced from 2 exons. Gene Ontology annotation, biological process: chromosome organization.
CGUGGGGGAAUAUUCGUCUGUCGCUGAAUGUGUGUCUGCGAGUUUGCGAAAAACACUUUCAAGCGGUGAAACAACUUGUAGACUUGUCCCGUUGAUCAGAUUCGACCGUUGCCGUUGAGAAGUUCUCCAAGGGCGCAUUAGAUAACUCGCUGACAACAUGUCGUCAACUUCACAGAAGCACAGGUCGUUUGUAUCCGAACCCAUGGGCGAGAAGCCGAUCACGGAUGUUGCCGGCAUCGGAGAGGUCCUCGGCAAGCGUCUCAUCUCCAAGGGUUUCGACAAAGCCUACGUGUUGCUUGGCCAGUUCCUGGUCCUCAAGAAGAAUCAAGAGCUCUUCACCGAAUGGCUGAAAGAAAUAUCCGGAGCCAACGCAAAACAGUCGAAUGACUGCUUCCAGUGUUUGAAAGACUGGUGCGACGAGUUCCUCUAAGGCGGAUGAUCCCGAACUCGAAACUCGCGCGAGAGAAGAUUUUUUGACCUGUCCUUCAGACACGGAGACUUUUCUUAGGGUGCAGGAUACAGUCUGGAUGUUCCAGCUCGAUGCCUUGCUUACCGAUUGUAAAAACGGAGGUGAAUGAUAACUUUAAGCCAUGUUACAUACAGAUUCUCAUAACCGAAAAUGUUCCCUAAUACGCGAACCAUACCCGCUGAUCCCAUGGUCCACCUACAUUCGAGUUGAUAUUUCGGAUACAGUCGAAUAAAAAGUUUGGAGCCACGUUUUGAAAC